Arabis nemorensis is the source of this 657-nucleotide messenger RNA. The record is from the annotation of a GenBank genome assembly. NCBI's taxonomy places the organism in Eukaryota, Viridiplantae, Streptophyta, Magnoliopsida, Brassicales, Brassicaceae.
AUGAUCCACCUUCUUUACUCGGUGAUCUUCGCCGAAAUGGCUCUAAUCCUGCUUCUCCUCUUCAAGACGCCUCUCCGAAAGCUCAUCAUCCUCACCUUCGAUCGCAUCAAGCGUGGUCGUGGCCCCGUCGUGGUCAAAACCAUCGGAACCACCGUUUUCGUCGUUCUAAUGUCGAGCGUCUACAGUCUCCUCAAUAUCCAGCGUCGAUCUGUCGACGGUGCUGCUCUUAAUCCUACUGAUCAGGUCCUCGCCUCCAAGCAUCUUCUCGAAGCUUCUCUAAUGGGAUUUGUGCUGUUUCUGUCCCUCAUGAUUGAUCGACUACACCAUUACAUCAGAGAACUAAGGUUGCUGAGGAAGACAAUGGAGUCUGCUAAGAAGCAGAACAGAGGAUUUGAGGAUGGGAAGAACACGAGCGGAGAAGAAGUUAAAGCCCUCGGGGAAGAAAUCGCGGGGCUAAAGGCGAAGAUCAAGAAACUGGAGUCGGAAAGUGAAAGCAAAGGCAAAGAACUUAAAAGUGCACAAGCUGAAACAGAGGCUCUGAGAAAACAAGCUGAUGGGUUUCUUCUAGAGUAUGAUAGGUUGCUUGAGGAUAAUCAGAAUCUCAAGAACCAAUUGGAUUCCAUUGACCAAAGUCCAGAGGGUAAGAAGAGUAUGUGA